AUGACCGGACCAUUGAGCCUUAUCGACGACCAGCGACUGUCCGUCGAAGCUCCGAGCUCCGUAUACCCAGACCUCGCACCCUACUCCUCUGCUGCUUCAUUUAACCUUCCGGCGCACUGCGACCCCUCGCUGCUAACUCCCAACUCGACUGCUGGAUCGCCUCUUCUGCUGCCGGGCUCGGAAUUUCGGCCUCAAUACCCUUCCCCAGGAACCCCACACAAGGAGCUCACACCCCCAGAUUCUACCAGCAUGUAUCCGUUCCAGAACCAAUUCGAAAUGAACAGCCAAACAAGCCAAAGCGGUUCUCCAAUGACCCAGCCCACGUCCACUCCUGGUGAUUUUGGCGAGUCGUCCUACGUAGUAGACGGCCGACGAACCCCCAACCCUCCCACCGAAGCAUACAUGGGCUCCUUCGGCGUGUCAGACGGCACACUGCCCCAUGGACUACAGCACCAAAGCAGCCCUUUCUACAUGAUGCAAAACGCGCAGCCUGUAGACCACAUGCUAAGGGACGACCAUUCAAUUCCUCUCGAUGUUCCACGCAACAUGACUCGCUCAUUGCCUCUGCAUUACCACCACCACAUCAAGUCGGAGCCUCGAGAGGGCGACGAGCCACUUUUCUCCUUGAGGUCUGGCGGCACCUACCCGCCUAUCGGAUCUCCGUCUAGGCACUCCCGUACAGCAUCCAGGGUCCGCAGCAGAAAACGGAGCGCAGCCAGCCGCAGGUCUAUGCCAACCCGCCCCUUAGUUCAGGCACGCGAGCCCGUCGAGGAGAACACAAACUGCCACGGAGAAGAGGUGCCGCCGCUCUUGAAGGACGGCUGCCCGGCUGAGGAAAGGUGCAUUUUUGAAUCGCGCUGGCGCCAUCGCAACCAGAAGGGCCAAGACAUGUGGAACAGUGUCAUUAGGGACCAUGCCAAGGCGUUCGGUUCCAAAGCCAUCACGAAGGAGAAGCUGCAAAUGAAGUACAACCGUGGUCGGCCUAGGUGGUACCAAUGGCUCGAUGAUGAUGAGAACAUCCUUCGUCGAGCCUGGUGGAUCGUUGAGAAAGAGCGAUACCAGACAAUCCUCAACAAGUUCAUUGAACUUGGCGGCUCCCGCAACAUGAAUGCGAGCGAAAAAGACAUCGAAGCGAAGCUUGUCGAAUUGAACCUUGAACAGGACAUUUACAUACAGCCGUUGGAGGACACUAGCGUUCGCAGGCGGCGCAAGCUGUCAGACAAGGGCAAGCGAUACUUUGAGCACUCGGAAAUUGCCCACGGGACCCCUACCCACGGCUUCCAGAAUACGCGCCACCAGGAUGAAGUCAUCCACCAGAUUCAGAUGCAACAGCAAUGGGAGCAUGGCUCCCUCAUUACGCCUGAUUCCAUCCAGGUUCAGGUGCCCGAGCGCCGUACUGUCAAAAUGGAAUCUGGCGCGGCAGCCCACACUCGUGGCGCAUUUGACCGAGCGAAGAAAGAGUGA
Clonostachys byssicola is the source of this 1464-nucleotide messenger RNA. NCBI's taxonomy places the organism in Eukaryota, Fungi, Ascomycota, Sordariomycetes, Hypocreales, Bionectriaceae. The record is from the annotation of a GenBank genome assembly.